AUGAUGCGUUCGCUUGAAUUCUCACUCACCUUCUCUUUUCGCUCCUCUUCCAUUCCGUCUAAUGGAGCAUUGGCAUACUGCCUCAAAGCCGCAACCGUUAGUGGCAGUAUACCGAUACCACUGUUUCAAAAUUAG
Molecule: messenger RNA, 135 nt
Organism: Haemonchus placei
Lineage: Eukaryota; Metazoa; Nematoda; Chromadorea; Rhabditida; Trichostrongylidae
Source: the annotation of a GenBank genome assembly